AUGGCCAGGGUGACAAGUGUAAUCGUGCUCAUUGCGUCGCUAAUCGCGGCGAGUGUCGGCGAACCUGACGGUCACGGCCAUGGACACGGCGGCGGCGGUGGCGGCGGCGGCGGAGGCGGCUACGGGGCGCCACAAGCUUCUUACGGUGCACCACAAGCUUCUUAUGGAGCACCACAACCUUCUUAUGGAGCACCACAAGCUUCUUAUGGAGCACCACAGGCUUCAUACGGCGCCCCGCAGGCCUCUUAUGGCGCCCCACAGGCGUCUUAUGGCGCCCCACAGGCUUCUUACGGCGCACCACAACGCUCAUACGGCGCCCCAAAGGCAUCCUACGGCGCCCCUAAGGCGACUUACCGACGCCCUGCACCUCCGAAGAAAGUCGUCGUUUACCAUCAUCACAAACACGUCGUCGUGCACAAGAAAAAGGGCGGCGGUGGCAAGAAGGGAGGCGGGAAGAAGAAGGGCGGCGGCGGCGGCAAGAUGAAGAAGAAGCUCAAGCAGAAGAUCGCUCUCAAGAAGGCCAAGUUGCAGCUGAAGAAGAAGUUCAAGCAGCAGAAGAAGGCCCUCAAGAAGGGCUUGAAACAAAAGUACAAAGCCAAGAAGUCCAAGCUCAAGCAAGCUCACAGAAACCAAGGUAGCAGCAGCUCAUCAGGUGGCAGCUCAUCUUCCGGAGGCGGCGGCGGCAGUUCAUCGUCAUCCGGCGGAGGUGGCGGUUAUGGCCGAUAAAAUGUGAUCAUCAAUUCACCGAAAAUUGUGAAACCACGGGAAAAAAACCAAGAACACCCAGCUACAAAAUCCAAAAAAUGUUAGGACCUUCUACAACAAGAUCCAUGUAUUAAAAAGUUGCGCAAUAUCUUUUGGAUAUGAGAUCUGAGAGAUAGCAAUCGAAAUGCUUUCUUUUGUUGCGUUACGUUUGUACAAUACUGUAUCUUGAUUUCUUUCCAAAAUUGAUGUAGGAUAUAUAAAAUGUACAGAAUGAACUAGUCACGAAAGAUUGCAUUAGGCGAUAAAUUUAACAUCACGUAUACUUACAAGCCAUGUCAUGAAGCGGGAUAACUUAUAUAUAGGGAGUCUUUUGUAAGUAAUCAAAAGCAAAAGCUAAAAGGAAAGAGAAGCAGGGGAAAUAUAUAAACAUAUUGUAAAUACUGUACGCUCUAAAACACGAAUAUAUCAACGAAGCUACCUACAAUUAAGGUGCUAUAAUUUUGCAUCAUAUUUCAGUACAUUUAUUGCCUGUAUACUAUUUGGAAAACCGAUUCAGAAUAUCCUGCUCAACACACCAGCAGAAGAGAUGGUUUAACACACGAAAAAUGAAUAUAUUGGUUCAUUGUAAAUAGCAUUAUACUGCUAAAUGCGUUGCGCGAAUUCAGGUUUUUGGUUGUGCCAAUGUUUCAUAUACAAUGUCAUAUUGAAUUUUUGUUACCAUUCUGUACCAUUUUUACCGUUGAAAUAUACGUGUAUACGAAAAGAAGUUUUGC
Messenger RNA from Notodromas monacha, 1478 nucleotides. The record is from the annotation of a GenBank genome assembly. Lineage: Eukaryota; Metazoa; Arthropoda; Ostracoda; Podocopida; Cyprididae.